GUGGCCGGCAGGGAGAGCGUUCAAGAUGGCUGCGCCCAUGCUCUGGGCUCGGGUUGCUAAAGCAGCCAGUAAUGCGGCGUUUGGAACUAAGGUGGUUCUGGCGCAUGCUGUGGGCAGAAGAAACCAACGCCAGGUACUCUACGGAUCAGAAAUCCAGCAAAUCCGACGUAUAAACCCGUUCUCGGUGACAAGCUGUUGGCGAGUCCAGCCCUAGCCCUUUCUCUUUUUUUCGCCGGGAAUUGGCCUCGGAGAGAAUCGUAGGCAAAAGUAUGAGGACUCUCUCUUUUCCCAGGCCGAUUCAGGACAUCUGGAGCCAUGAAGAGUGAUCCCACGAUCUCUGUGGGCCCGCUGAAGGGGCUCGGGGGGCCCCUGCCGAGCAGCGAGCCUGCGCGCACAGCCAUGGCGGCGUCCCCGGUGGUUCACCUGCUGGAGGAGGCCGCCGACCUCCUGGUGGUGCACCUCGACUUCCCCGCGGCGCUGGAGACCUGCGAGCGGGCCUGCCAGAGCCUGGGCCGCGACACCCUAGCGGAGGAGCCCGCGGCCACCUCCUUGGAGGUGAAAUGCUCCUUGUGUGUUGUGGGGAUUCAGGCCCUGGCAGAAAUGGAUCGGUGGCAGGAAGUCCUCUCCUGGGUCCUUCAGUAUUACCAGGUCCCUGAAAAGCUGCCCCCCAAAGUCCUGGAGCUGUGCAUACUUUUAUACAGCAAAAUGCAAGAGCCUGGAGCCAUACUGGAUGUGGUCAGUGCUUGGCUCCAAGACCCAGACAACCAAGGCCUUCCAGAAUAUGGCGUCUUGGCUGAACUUCACCUGCAGCGGGUGCUGCUGCCACUGGGCCACUUGGCAGAGGCAGAGGAGCUGGUGGUGAGCUCUGCAGCUUUUGGUGAGGAGCGGCGGCUAGAAGUGCUCUGGGCCAUUCAUACAGCGAGGCAACAGCAGAAACAGGAGCAUUCAGGCUUCCAGGAGGUGCCGAAGAUAAACCAGGAAGGCUCCUUCUCUCACAAGUUCCUGUCGUUGCUGAUGUUGCUUCGACGGCUUUGGGACUCUGCAGUGAGCCACUUCCUUUCUCUGCCCUUCAAAAAGAUCCUCCUGGCUGCCUUGAUCUUCUGUUUCCUGGUGGUGAGGUUUGACCCAGCUUCUCCUCCUUCCCUGCCCUUCCUCUACCAGCUGGCUCAGCUCUUACACUGGAUCCGGAAGGCCGUGUUUGCUCAUCUCUCCCAGCUCCGGCUGCGUGACUGAGUGGUCUUCCCCAUGUUUCUUGGCCUCUCUCUCAUUCCACAUCUGCACCACAGGAGCAGAGUAGCAGGCCUGGCCUCUGUUGCCAGCUGGGCUGCUCUGGGACUAAGGCCACUGUGUCCUGGGAAUAGCCCACUCAGGCAAGUGAACUGUGUGUCCCUGUGGCUGUGCCCUGCUGCUGUCCCCCACCGUGGCUGACUCAGUGGGGCUGAAGGGCACAACUAUCCAGAGCAGUACUUCCUACAUCCAGAGACCCCUCAGAAACAGGGAACAGGGAAAUGGGAACUGGGAAAUGUUUCUGAAACAUUCCAUGUUCUUGCCAAAGCAAGAGAUGACUUUUUAGGCUAAGGUGUUAGCAGAGCUGGAAGUUCAGGAAAAUCCUAGUUUGGGAUGCCCUUGACCUUUCACUGUCUUGGGAAACUUAUGUCUGACAGUUGUUCCACAAGAUAGUACCUUAACUAGAGAGAGACUGGGGACAACUGCUUUCUUCUCUCCUGUGCGCCUCUCAGAGAUCUGGUGUAGUUACUGUGUCAGCCCACUGUCCCAUGGUCCUACUGUAGAAGUGAGCCCUCCCGCUGCUCGAACUCUCACUGUUCAGAUGGGAAAGGCUUUUGGAACCACUCAGGUGACUACUGUAAGUAGAGUGGGCCUCUCAGCCCUUAUCAGUGGGUAAACUGAUCUUACUUGGUGCCACUUGGUCUUCAGCUGUUUUCCAGUGUGUCGGUGGCCAAGGCCUGCUCUAUUA
Molecule: messenger RNA, 1975 nt
Organism: Fukomys damarensis (Damara mole-rat)
Lineage: Eukaryota; Metazoa; Chordata; Mammalia; Rodentia; Bathyergidae
Gene: Pex26
Product: peroxisomal biogenesis factor 26
Exons: 5
Coding region: 316-1233 (305 amino acids)
Biological process (GO): protein import into peroxisome matrix; protein import into peroxisome membrane
Cellular component (GO): peroxisomal membrane; peroxisome
Molecular function (GO): protein-containing complex binding; ATPase binding
Source: RefSeq, a predicted model, not a curated record